GAGACAGUGCGCAAAUUUCUCAGCUAAAAAUUCAAAAAAUUGCAGGAUUUUUCGGGUUCCGUGCCUCAGCCUGUUAAUUUUCUGAAAAUAGAAUUUUUGCUUCGUCGUUUGCGCGUCAUUUCCGCAUCGGAAGUGCAGUUUUAGUUCCAAAAACGCGAUUUUUGAAUUGGGUUUUUGUGACGUUUACGAACACCCAAGAAUCCCAUCUUGACAUGCUGUGACCAUUCAAGUGGAGUGAAUAUUAUGAAUUCUACUGCAGACUUAGAGUGUAAAGUGAUUUUGGGGUAAUUGCUGGAGUUUUGAGGACUUUGCGACUGGAACAAUGAACCACCACGCCUUUCGAGUUGAGCAGCUGGAUGAUGAAUAAACAGUCGGCCAUCCUACCUGACUGCACCAACAGAUGCCAGUCCACUCAGCAUGGCGACAUUGUAACGGCAGCGAUCAGCAAACGCUCCGUUAGCGACAGCAACUUAGCGUCGUUUCUUAACACCACCUGCUGCUGCUGUGAAUCAGUCAAAGAUCAGGAUGGACGGACUGCUCUACAUGUGGCAGCAUCCUGCGGAAGAACGGCUCUGGUUCGAUGGCUGGUGUUAAACCGGCACGCCAACAUCAACGCGCCGGACAAGGAAUCGGGUUACACAGCGCUGCAUCGGAGCGCUUUUUAUGGGAAAAUCGACACUGUAGUGGAGCUGAUCAAGUUAGGAGCUAAUGUGGCUGUUCUCGAUGGCAAUAGUUUAACGUACUUGGAGCACGCGAUGCUGGAUCGCUUCCGUCCUCCCAACAAUGACUCGAAAGGCGGCGAACUUUUUUCUUGGGGACCCAACUCGAACAACUCCCUAGGAUCGCAACAUUCCCGCACUGUACCUGAAACUAUGGAUAUUUUCCAUAAGGAAUACCCCGAUGAAAACGUUCGCCUGAUUCUAAUUCAAGAGUUUCACAGUGUCAUUUUGACGACUUCGGGCUUGGUGUUUACUUGCGGCCAUGGCCAGGGGGGCAGGCUGGGCUUGGGCGUUCAGCACACUGAAUUUCUCCCAAAACCCAUCAAGUUUCCAACCGUCACCAAGAAUGUGCAAACAACCUUCGAUAAGAUUGAAAUUGUGAACGUGAGCAUCGCCAGGGAUCACAGCCUGUUUUUAUCGUCUUGCGGAGAGAUUUUUGCCUGCGGCCUCAACAAGCAUAUGGUCUUGGGAAUGGUGCCUCCUCCUGCUGAGUUGCUCACGCCGAAGCUGGUGAAAUAUUCUCCAAACGGAAACGUUUCUUUGGCUACCGGCAACUACCACUCGAUCGUUUGGGGCGCCUCAGGGAUUUUCACGUGGGGUUUGAACGCCGGACAACUGGGCCAUCCGGCUCCCGGCCCGUCGGAAAAGUACAUUCUAACGGCCAAACGAGUUAAGUACAUCGCCAAAGAGAACAGCAUCCGAUUGGUUUGUGCCAGUACUGGCGCUACUGUUGUUUAUACUGUAAAAGGCGACGUGUACAUUCUGCACGAGUACCAAUGUCGGAAAAUCGCUUCAAGACAGUUAAACUUGGUGGAAAUAGCUGUUGUAGGCGGCAACCUCAACCACUCCCUAGAUCCAGAACUGUCCAAUAAGAAUCGCGAGCUUAGGGUGGCCGCACUCACCAGCACUGGCAAUCUUCUACUGUGGCAGGAAUCCGAUGCAGCGUUACGUAAAUGCAUUUUUUCCAUUGGCAGAAAACUGACCAUCACGCAGGUGGUGCUCAACAUGAGCAAGGUGCUCUUCGUUACCCGCGACGGGGAAGCGUUUCAAGGCGAAGCCCGUCCGAGGAAGAAGAAACCGACUGGCCCGAAGGAGAAAGGCAACAAAAGCGACUUUCACAAGUUUUUCGAUAGGGAUGAGAGCCUGACCGUGAAAGUGGAGAAGAUAGCGCGAGUGCAUCGAGCGCUGAGCAUCCAAAGCGACCCGAAGGGUCAGAACUUUGGGAUUGUCCAGGAUCGGCCUUACAGCUUCUUCCCUAAAAGCGAAAUUUCCGCUUCCACCAUGCCGGAUAACUUGCUCGAUUUUCUACUCCAGGCCGAUGUGGAUGACGGCAUUGCAGACGUAGAAAUUAACAUAUCAGGCAGACUGUUUCCGGCCCAUCGCUACAUUUUGGCCUCCCGCAGUCCCUACUUUUCCAAUCUGUUCGCCCAAGCCGGAAACCAAUCGCUGGAGUAUCCUGGAUACAAUCCAGUGAUUUUCGAGGAGUUUCUGCGCUAUGUUUACACUGGCACUACCGAGCUGAUUCGCAUCGGAGAACUGAAAAACCCUGCCCUGAUCCAGCUCUGCUCCAGACCGGUCAUAGUGGAUGAGAACGCGCCGGCUUUCCAAUACUAUUCCGACUUGAAAGUCAACCGCAAAUUGAACAAUCCGGUGCGGAUGUUGCACGAAAUGGCCAAGCGGUUCGAGGUGAUGGAGUUGCAGAAGAUUCUGAGCAACUUGGAGGUGAUCAGGCAGGAGGUGACGGUGAAAAAGGGGGGCCGCGAUCCCUGGAAAACCCAAAUCCACUUCAACCGGUUUGAGUGCCCGGAAUUAUGGGACGUGGAGAUCCAUUGCAAGGAUGACCGCGUGCUGAAGGGGCACAAAUGCAUUCUAGUCGCUCGACUGGACUAUUUCAACAACAUGUUUUCAACCAGAUGGAGCGGGGCGGAAACCUCAAAAAUCUCCAUUCACUUUGCCAAGGGAGUGGUCGAAUCCCUACUAGCCUUCUUGUACACCGAUUCGCUGGACAGUCUGGACGAAAAGGACAUCGAUCAGCUGUUCAAAAUCAUUGUCCUGGCCGAUCAGUUCUUCGUCAAACGGCUGAAGGAUCAGUGCGAAGCGAUUCUGUCCAAUCUGCUGACGGUGAAGAACGCCGUUGAAUUGCUGACAUUUGCCGACUCGUACAACGCCUGCAGCCUGAAGGAGAACUGUUUCCAGUUUGUGCAGCAAAACGUGACAUCGUUUUUGGAAAUGCGGCUGUUGGAUGAUCUGGAGCCGCAAUUGCUUGCCGAACUUUCGCAAUUCUACCAGCAACAACGCCGUUUGGACUGCAGAAUUAUCACGCCCUAUUCCACAGCCGUUUGCGAUGAGGAAGUCAUCCUGGCGAGCGCCUUGUGUGCGGUGGAUUUAGCCGACAUACAAGAGAGGAGCGCGAUUAAGGAGAAGCGAAAGCCCAAAAAACGCAUUCCAAGUCACAAAGUCAGUGCCUCCGGCAAAGUGGGGUUGGAGCACGAAUUGCUAACUCCAACAGUUUCCGUGUGUGAUGAGCCCAAACUCGACUCUCCACCUGUUGUGAACAGCCGCGUAUUGUCGAUAGUGUUAGCCAAUGAACUGGUUAAAACUGAAGCGGCAGAGGAAAACUUUACGGUGCUGCGCAAACACCGAGACUCGGACAGUUGGAGCGCUUCAUUCGACUUUCCCUUGCUCAACAGCCCCCCGAAAUCCAACGCUGCGUACAGUCGCCCUCAGAAGACUGAACCCAGAGUGAAAACUUCGAAGCUGUCGCAAAAACAACGCAAGCGACUGUCUUCAGAAAGCAGCAGCCCUCCAGUCGCAGAAGCGCCGAAAAACCCCUGGAAAGUUAUUGAAAGCCCCGUUUCGCCGGUGGGUUCGCCUCAGAACGACGACAUUGGCUCCAUCAUAUCAAACGAGCGGAAGCAGAAGGAGAAUUUGGAGAAGAUCAGAAGCAAGCGUCUGGUGUUUACGCAGAUGGAGGAUAAGGCGAUCGAGGAACUGAGGAGGUUUUAUAGCGUUGACGAUAUGGAUGACGAGAUUAUUGUUAUCAAUAGGGUCUCUAUGGGCGCGGUGGCUUUGCCCACGUGGGUGCCAAAGACCAAAUAAUGUAGGUAGAUUUAUGUUGAUUUUUAAACAGUUUUUUGUUGUUACUUUUCCCAUCACUCGGCUUUAUAGAGGGUGUUCCGAAACAUGUGGGCAUCCAAGCAGUCAAAGCAG
Dendroctonus ponderosae (mountain pine beetle) is the source of this 3929-nucleotide messenger RNA. RefSeq names its product inhibitor of Bruton tyrosine kinase. The record is from RefSeq and is a predicted model, not a curated record. NCBI's taxonomy places the organism in Eukaryota, Metazoa, Arthropoda, Insecta, Coleoptera, Curculionidae. The transcript is spliced from 11 exons. The coding region runs from base 357 to 3818 and encodes 1153 amino acids. Gene Ontology annotation, molecular function: protein binding.